UCUGCUGCUUCCGCCAUCGUCGUCCACGAAGGAUUUGCUAAUGGCAGAUAUCACAACGUAUUGUACUGCGAAUGUGUUCUCUUGUAUUCUUAUUUCUGCUUCCAAUUACUGUGUAUGAAAUAAGACCUAAAACAUAGGAAAACUUGAAUCGUAAUUCUGUGUUCUGACUCGAUCGGCUGUAUGAGAAAUCGAUAGGUGUGUUGUAGAUUGUAGUCAAUGUUAUCCGUACCAUUUUCGCCGUUUGGUUAUCGUUUUCAGUUUUAUGAGACUGGUUGUCAAUCUGUAUACAAACAUAUCAUACGCACGUAAUUUUCAAGUUUCUCAACAAGUUCUGUUAACGUGUGUUGCCCUGCUACGAGUUUAAGGCAAGGAACAUUUAUCCUCAACAACUUUAACAUAACGAUAUCCUAAAAUGUUAGAAAUAACAUGCAAUGACCGUCUUGGGAAAAAGGUUAGAGUCAAAUGUAAUCCAGACGAUACGAUAGGCGAUUUAAAAAAAUUAAUAGCUGCCCAGACUGGAACACACUGGGAAAAAAUUGUUUUAAAGAAAUGGUAUACCAUUUUCAAGGAUCACAUAAAAUUACAAGAUUAUGAAAUUCAUGAUGGAAUGAAUUUAGAACUGUAUUAUCAAUAAUUAAUAAAUAAAUUAAUCUUAUACAAA
Messenger RNA from Megalopta genalis, 661 nucleotides. It is a transcript of the gene ubl, whose product is annotated as Ubiquitin-like protein 5. Gene Ontology annotation, biological process: protein modification process. Gene Ontology annotation, molecular function: protein binding. The record is from RefSeq and is a predicted model, not a curated record. NCBI's taxonomy places the organism in Eukaryota, Metazoa, Arthropoda, Insecta, Hymenoptera, Halictidae.